AUGCAAAGUGUCCCAGCCCUGUCUUCCACUUCGAAGAAACCUUGCACAGAGCAACUGCCGUUGGAGGACAAUAAAGACUUGUUCAAUCCCGAUGGAAGAAUAAAUUACGCACCAAGGAAGAUUGAAGAUGCUUACUAUCUGAGAAUGCUGUUAAACGUCGUGAGAGGUCCAAGAUCGUUUGAGGAGAUAAAGACCUAUAAUGGUGUGUUGUACCCUGAAUUUAAAGAUGGCUGUUACGCUUGGCCAAGUGAUGUCUUUUGGAGCAUUCUGGAGCAUAUGGGACAUAAGGAGCAUGGAGGGACUUGGCACAUGGACGCAGCUCAACUGGAUACGCAAAGGAAGAAGGGAGAAGCCAUCUUGAAGACCAGCUCGACCGUCUACUCGACCAACCGGUCGAGUUCCUCAACUCGACCGGCCAAGCUUCAACUCGAUCGAGCUGAGAAGUCAACAGUCAAACCCGAAAAAUGUUGCUUCCCCCUUGACUUUCCUUUGACCCUAAACCUAAUCCUCUUGUAUUUAAAGGCUCUAAGCCACGAAAAAACCACCAAGCUUUAG
Molecule: messenger RNA, 555 nt
Organism: Microthlaspi erraticum
Lineage: Eukaryota; Viridiplantae; Streptophyta; Magnoliopsida; Brassicales; Brassicaceae
Source: the annotation of a GenBank genome assembly